UCCUUUUUAUUCCAAGAUUCGCUCUUUCUUUGUUGCCAUAUUAUAAUUGGAGGACCCAAAUACUUAAUGAAACAAAAGAAAUACGUAGUCUACAGAAAGGCUAAGGAACCUUCUUUUCUGCAUCAACAAAACCUCCUCCUUUUCUUGUUUUAACCAGAACCCUGAUCAUAUCCUGAACCAACCUCUCUUCUCUAGUUAGUACUAAUCAAUAUUCAAAGCUUUCUCAAUAGUCUCUUGACAAACUUUUCAUCCUUUUUUGUUUCUUGUAAAAGCUGUAUUUGAGCUGCUAAUCUUAUUCAAAGUCCAUGUCUAUACCAACAGAACAUGAUUACAUAGGUUUAUCUUCUUCUUCUUCUUCUUCUUCAUCUACUGAUUGUGAGGAGCUUGAGAAAAGCAAUGUUCUUAAGCUCAAGGAAACUGAGCUAAGACUUGGGUUGCCAGGUUCUUGGUCUCCAGAGAGGAAGGCUGAAAAUGGGGUGUCUCUUUUUGGUAAAGAUUUGGAGGAUAAGAAUACUAUUGUUGCCCCUUUGAAGAUUUUUGUUUCAGGAGCUAAGAGGGGAUUUUCUGAUACCAUUGAUUCCUCUAGGAAAGAUAAGGCUGUUGGUCCUCAACCUACAAAGUCUUUUGAAGAAAAAAAGUCUACUCCAGCACAUGGAAAUGGUGUUUCUCAUGCUUCAAAGGCACAAGUUGUGGGAUGGCCACCAAUUAGAUCAUUCCGCAAGAACACCCUUGCCACCAAUUCAUCGAAGAAUAACGAGACUGAAGGAAAAUCAGGAGCAGGCAGUCUUUAUGUUAAAGUUAGCAUGGAUGGCGCUCCAUACCUGAGAAAAGUCGACCUCAAAACCUACACCAACUAUGCAGAACUCUCAUCAGCUCUUGAGAAGAUGUUCAGCUGCUUCACCAUUGGGCAGUGCACCUCUGAUGCUGGACGAGAGGGGCUUAGUGAAAGUCACUUGAUGGAUCUUCUUAAUGGUUCUGAAUAUGUGCUGACUUAUGAAGACAAGGAUAGUGAUUGGAUGCUUGUAGGCGAUGUUCCUUGGGAGAUGUUCAUAGACUCAUGCAAGAGACUGCGGAUUAUGAAAAGCUCAGAGGCAAUUGGACUAGCUCCAAAGGCCUUAAGCAAGUGCAAGAACCAAAUUGUUGCCUAAAGUUGCUAUGAAGGCAGAAAGAUUCAUAAAAUGGGAAAUGCUUUUGUGUAAAAAUUAUCCUUUUAUUGGUUCCACUUCUGUAGGCAUUCCAUGAAGGGGAGGAACUAACUUGCCAGAAGAUACGAUCAGCUAUAUCUAGAUUUUUGUAGGCUGAAAACAUCUCUGCUGAAAUUUUUAGUUCUUGCUAGUUCUUUUAGUACUUUUCUAUUUUAAUUAUGUCUUAUAUAAUAUUGGAUUGAUAUGAGUUUAAAUGGAGCGAAAUAGGCGGUGCA
Molecule: messenger RNA, 1420 nt
Organism: Nicotiana attenuata
Lineage: Eukaryota; Viridiplantae; Streptophyta; Magnoliopsida; Solanales; Solanaceae
Product: auxin-responsive protein IAA27-like
Exons: 5
Coding region: 306-1148 (280 amino acids)
Biological process (GO): regulation of DNA-templated transcription
Cellular component (GO): nucleus
Molecular function (GO): protein binding
Source: RefSeq, a predicted model, not a curated record